Messenger RNA from Podospora pseudocomata, 675 nucleotides. RefSeq lists its product as uncharacterized. NCBI's taxonomy places the organism in Eukaryota, Fungi, Ascomycota, Sordariomycetes, Sordariales, Podosporaceae. The transcript has a single exon. Bases 1 to 675 code for a protein of 224 amino acids. The record is from RefSeq and is a predicted model, not a curated record.
AUGAUCUCUGCGAAUCUUUUCCUUGCAGUCACUGCUCUUUUGAGUAGUCUCACCGCAGCGGUUGAUCAAGCGGUUGCUUGUGCCCAGGCAAAUAACAAGAUUCACCCUCGCGACAUCAAUGAGGCAGACCUCACGACGGUCAUUUAUCAGACCCAAACAGCUACAUUGACUUUGACCGUCGAGGAAACCCCCCCCUGCGACGAGUCCCCCGCUACCACGAAUAGCCAUUCAGAUGCUGGCGAAGUCACUCUCAGCCCCAGCUACUCGACAUUCGAUACCUCGGAGACGCUGACAGUGACAUCCACCAUCAGCAGUGGAACUGCCACUCUUACCACGACUGUCAGCAAUGCAUCUACCUACAACGUUCCCGGUCCUUCCACUUCAGCCACCUGGUCAACCUCAACCACAUCAGCCAGUGAGCCUGACGUUGCAACCCCGUCAAUCGACACCGCGGUCACGCCUUUCGUCCCAGCACCCUCGAGCACCACUGUUACCGCUGAUGGGGUCAGCGACGCGUCAAGCCCAACCGAGAGUUCUACUACCGACGAUUCCACCGGCACUCCAUCCAGUACCGACAGUGUUGCACCCACAGUCAGUGCGGCUGCCAUGCCAAUCAUGCUGAGCAAUGACUUGAUGGUUGCGCUUGUGGCUGCUGCCAUGGUCAUCGCUGCCUGA